AAAGCUAUCGGAAGCUGCUAAAAACCCAGUGCUGUAGGAUCCGCAGUGCAGAGGCAUACCAUACCUCAGUGUUGGAAGAGUGAGACUGCACACCAAUUAAACUGCUCGCUCUCCUGGAGAUGUGGGAUUAGGAGCUGUGUCAAUCAAGGCUGCUACAACGGCACGUGUAGUAGUCAAGGUCCGUGACAUGCUCAGGUCUGCCUAAACACCAGCACCCAGUGCAGGAGCAGGCUAGGAGCUCCUGCAAGUGAGUGGAAUUCAAAUCUUCUUAAAUAAUGCAUAUUGAGGUAAACUGGAUACCUGAGGCAGGGCUCUGAAUAAUGCAUUUCAUCAGCACAGCAUUUGUAGCACAAGAGAAUGCUGGAACCUGUGGAAGAAUUAUGAAUGCAGAGCUGAAAAAAUGUCCCACUAUCAUUUUAUCAAGUGCUGUUGUUUUCAGCUAUGUAAUGUUUUCCGAUCAUAUGACAUGGAAAUAGACCAGUGUUUGCUGGAAUCUCUCCCUUUGGGUCAGCGCCAACGACUAGUAAAACGUAUGCGCUGUGAUCAAAUAAAGGCAUACUAUGAAAGGGAAAAGGAAUUUCAAAAACAGGAAAGCUGCAAGAAAAAAGUAAAGAGUGGAAAGAAUCACAUUAUCCAGUUUAGUCUUUCUGACAUGAUUCAAGAUGCUAUCAUACGACACGAUGACAAAGAAGUUCUCAGGCUCCUGAAGGACGGUGCUGACCCAUAUACUCUGAUAUCCUCAGGUGGAUCACUUCUUCAUCUGUGUGCGCGCUAUGACAAUGCCUUUACUGCUGAGAUUCUGAUUGACCGUGGAGUAAAUGUUAAUGGUCAGGAUGAAGACCUUUGGACUCCAUUGCACAUAGCUUGUGCAUGUGACAACCCAGACAUUGUACUGAUGCUUGUCCUGGCUGGAGCCAAUGUCUUGCUGCAGGAUGUUAAUUUAAACAUUCCGUUGGACUAUGCCAUGGAUGGAACUGAGUCACGUUUCAUUCUUCUGAAAUAUCUCGAACAGAAUGGUGUGGAUGUAAAUUCUUUACGACAAAUGAAGACUCAGAGACCUCUGAUGAUGUUAUCGGAUGUCAAGCAACUUGUCUCAGCAGGAGGAAAUGUAAAUGAGAAGAAUGAUGAAGGUGUAACACUUCUACACAUUGCCUGUGCUAGUGGUUAUAAGGAUGUAGUCGCACUGCUUUUGGAAAACAGGGCAGAUCCUGACUGCACUGACAACAAGUACUGGACACCUCUUCACUUGGCUGCAAAGUAUGGACAGACUAACAUUGUGAAGCUGCUUUUGAUUCAUCAUGCCAACCCAAAUCUUCUUAACUGUAACGAAGAAAAACCCUCAGAUAUUGCAGCUUCAGAGUAUACUGAAGAAAUGCUUCUCAAGGCCGAAUCUGCACGGGAGGAAAGACUGAAAAUGCCAUCCUCUUCUACCUCUCUGUCCAGUGAGGAGCCUUAUGAAGAGAUCGUUCAUGGUCUUCCUGUGCCUGUCAACAAACUCAACCCACUGGCUUUGUCAAUUGCAAAACAGGACAGCAUGCUGGAGAAAGAUACAAUGUUCAGAGAUACAGCUGGGACUGUAUGCAAGCAGCAGUCACAGGACCAUGGCUACGAAACUGCUACUGUAAAUGCAACGACAACACUUGAGCAGGUCAAGCUAAUGCCACCAGCACCAAAUGAUGACCUAGCCUCACUUACGGAACUUACAGACAGCAGUCUCCUGUACGAGAUCCAGAAACGAUUCAACAACAAUCAGAUAUACACAUACAUUGGAAAUAUUCUUCUUCUUGUCAAUCCUUACAAAGAACUGCCAGUUUAUUCAGCCCUGGUCACACAGCUUUAUCUGAGCAGCUCUGGCAAGCUUUGUUCUUCACUGCCACCUCAUAUUUUCUGCUUAGCUGAAAGGGCUUACCACAUGAUGUUCCAUGAAAAGCGGCCGCAGUGUUUUAUCCUUAGUGGAGAAAGUGGAUCCGGAAAGACCGAGGCCUGUAAACACAUACUGAAACACUUGUCAUGCAGAUUUGGCAACAACAAUUGUGCGAUUGAAUCAAAGAUUAAACACGUAAAUUGCAUCCUUGAAGCUUUUGGACAUGCUAAAACGUGCAGGAAUGAUCUGUCUAGUCGCUUUAUUAAGUAUUUUGAGUUGUACUUCUGUGAAAAGAAGAAGGUUCUGACUGCAGCCAGGGUUUACACUUAUAUGCUGGAAAAGUCUCGGAUAGUGAAGCAGGCCUCAGAACAGAGUAAUUUUCACAUUUUUUAUAUGAUGAUGGAUGGACUUUCAGCUGAAGAGAAAUGUAUUCUGCAGCUCAGUAGCAUGCCUAUGCACAGGUACUUAAAUCAGUCUAUUCAAGAUGAAUCAACAGCCAUUUACUCAUGGAAUAAAGAGAAGUUCUCCCUCCUUAAACAAGCCUUUAGGGCAUUUGGAUUUAACUGCUUGGAGAUGGAAAACCUGUUUGUGAUUCUCUCAGCAAUCUUGUGUAUUGGAGAUAUUCGAUUCACAGCCCUUACAGACGCUGAGACAGCAUUUGUGUCAGACCUGCAGCUGAUUGAACAAGUGGCAGGAAUGUUGCAGGUAGUUCCAGAUGAUCUUGCUUCAGCAUUAACGUCUGAUGUCCAGUACUUUAAAGGAGAUACAAUCUUGAGAAGGCAUACAGUUGAAAUGGCCAAUCUGUACCGAGAUCUACUGGCAAAGUCACUAUAUAGUCGACUAUUCAGCUUUUUGGUUAAUACAAUGAAUUAUUACCUUCAAAGCACAGAUGACCACAACAAUGAUCCAGCCCUUGAAAUUGGAAUUUUGGAUAUCUUUGGAUUUGAAGACUUUCAGAAGAACACGUUUGAACAGCUCUGCAUCAAUAUGACAAAUGAGAAGCUACAUCAGUAUAUCAAUGAAGUGCUUUUUCUACAGGAGCAAGAAGAAUGUUUACAAGAAGAUGUUGCUAUGGAAACAACAUAUUCCCUUGGUAACCAGACUCCUGUACUGGAUUUUUUCUUUCAGAAACCCGCAGGCUUGUUGUCUAUGUUAGAUGAAGAGAGUCAAGCUUUUCGAUCACCAGAACUGACUCUGUACAAACGACUUCAUUCGCAGAUCGAAACAUGUAAUACAAAUGCUGUAUAUAUGUCAGCCAAAGAUGGUAAUGGCAAUGUUGCUCCGAAGGAUGAGGGUUCGUCAUUCACAGUCAUGCACUAUGCAGGGAGGGUGACUUAUGAUAUCUCAGGUGCCACUGACACAAACAGAGAUUCUCUAUCACAGAAUUUAAUCUUCACCAUGAAAACUAGUGAGAACGUUGUAAUCCGUCAGCUAUUCCAGUCAAAACUUACACAGACCGGGUCCCUUGUCCCACAGUACCAUCACAUUACAGUCAGAGGACCAAAAGCUUCUCUUCUGAACCAGAAAAUGACCAAUGUUACAAAAAGCAAAGAAAAUGAGAAAUUUCUGGAUGUAAACAAGUUGCUGAAAAAGAAAGGUACAAACACAUUCCUUCAGCGACUGGAACGUGGUGGUCCAGUUACUAUGUCUGCUCAGUUGCGGAACUCCCUUACUGAUAUCACACAGAAACUUCAGAACUGUUCACCACACUUUGUGUACUGUAUUAAGCCAAAUGGAUCAAAGCUCUCUGAGACAUUUGACACAUUUUAUGUAUCCGCACAACUGCAGUACAUUGGAGUUCUGGAGAUGGUAAAAAUCAUACGCUAUGGCUACCCAGUAAGAUUGCCUUUUACUGAAUUCUUGUCAAGGUACAGCAGCUUGGUUGAUAUUGUAGUAGCAAACCAGAAGAAGCUAUCUGCAGAAGACAAAUGCCGUCUCAUUCUACAACAGUGUAAAUUUCAAGGAUGGCAGAUUGGCUGCAAAAAGGUAUUCCUAAGAUACUGGCAAACUGACCAUCUGAAUGAUCUCUGCCUUCAGUUACAGGAAAAGGUUAUAAUUUGUCAAAAAGUUAUAAGAGGAUUUCUCGCUCGUCAACGGUUACUGCAGAAGAUAAACAACAAACAGCAAGAGCUCACCUCCAUCAAAGGAUUUCUGCAGAAUGUGGAGGAUAUGGGACUUGAAACAUAUGAUGCUUUGGUAAUUCAGAAUGCUUCAGACAUAGCUAGAGAAAACGAUCGGAUGCGUAAUGAGCCAAACAAUGGUUAUCGAAAGGAAAGGCACGAUACUGUAAAUAAAGAGGAAGAAGGAUCCCAAAGGUUGGAGGACAAAGGUGGAAAAAUCUUAGAAGACGGCUUUGGGGGUUGUAAAACACCGAGACACUUUUACUCUAGCUCUGUCCCUAUUCCCAUGGCAGUGGAUGGCUUGGUACAUUCUGUGACUGGUUCAUCCAUCAGAUCCCCCUCUCUGCAUUCAGUGUUUAGUAUGGAUGACAGCAGCAACUUGCCAUCACCAAGGAAACAGCCUCCGCCCAAACCAAAAAGAGAUCCUAAUACACGACUGAGUGCUUCAUAUGAGGCUGUCAGUGCUUGCCUGUCUGCAGCAUCAAAGGAAACCACAGAUGAAGUUUUAACACGACCAAGACCUCACAGUGAUGACUAUAGUACCAUGAAAAAGAUUCCUCCUCCAAAACCAAAAAGGAGUCCAAACACAAAACUUAGUGGCUCUUAUGAAGAAAUAUCUGCGCAAAAGCCAGGUGAUACGACAGUACUUAAUGCAGCCAUAAUAAAGGGAGAUCACAUGGUUGGAACUAUACAGCGAGCAGCUUCAGCAGAUGGGCCUCAUCACAGCAUGUUGAGUCUAUAUAUGUCACAGGAAGAAGAUGAAAAUGAGCCUGUUUAUAUUGAAAUGAUGGGAAAUGCUAUGCAGGCUAGCUCUACUGAACUAGAGAGUCCUGACCCAGGUGAAUCUGUAUAUGAGGAGAUGAAGUACUUUCAUUCUGAAGGGUCUCGCAGUAGUGAUUCAACAGUCCCUGCAUUGGUAAGGUCAUCUCCCACCUUGUACGACAGCAAAAAUUCCACAGCAGUAGCAGAAUUUCAGCCCGGUAGUCCACCAGUAGGAAGCGGCAAAGAAAACUCUUGUGACAUUCCACCACCAUUUCCUAAUCUCCUCCCUCACAGACCUCCAUUACUUGUAUUUCCACCAACACCUGUUACCUGUUCUCCUGCAUCUGAUGAAUCCCCAUUAACACCUUUAGAAGUUAAGAAACUUCCAGUGCUGGAAACUAACCUAAAUUACACAAUUCAGUCAGAAGGAUCAAGUCCUCUUUCUCCACAGUAUUCAAGAAACCAGAAAGGGGAAAAUGAAAGGCCAUCUUCUCCAAGCAUGUCACUUCUCAGUGUGUCAAACAAGGGCUCGCCCCCUCCAACUCCUCCUCCUCCUCCCCCACCAGGUCAAGCUCCACCAUAUAAACCUUCUACGUAUUUCACAUUUCCACCAGAACCGUCUACAUUAUUAAUUGCUAAUGCUUGUAAAAUAAAGACAAAUGGGGAGUCUGUUAAACUACCUCAGAGACCGAAUCCUUCCAGUGGUGGGUCACCUCCUGCUGUUUUGUUACGACCACCUUAUUCCCCAACAAAGAGUGCCAGAACAGAUCAUGUGAAGCCUCACUCAUAUUUUCCUUCACCCGCAGCAUUGAAUCAAGCAAAUAUUAGAUCCCUGACUAGUCCUCUUGAUGAACUGUCCAGUUUAUUCAGCUCAGGAAGAUAUCCUCUACGUAAAUCUGCUAUAGGAAGGAAAAUACGGGAGAUAGAAAAUGUUGACUCCAAUGUUAAUUUGAUCAAGAAAGAGGACCAGUCUGCAACAGAAACUGGAGGAGAAUCUCAAGAUAGGAAUGCUAAUAACAAUAUCACCGAGAUAUCAAGUGCAAAUUCAGUUGUUACUGAAAAUGGAAAUGAAAUUUCAAAUGGUUUACCCAUGGAUGAAGGCAAUGCCAAACCCCUCAACAGUAAUAGCCAAGAUCCACCGUGCUCUUCCAUUCAUAGGCAUAGUGAAAGUCAAGGCAGCCAGGUACUACAGCAUCUACGAGUGUCAGAAAAUGAGAGCGCAGCCCUUCGAGAACUAUUUGAAUGGAGAAGAAAACUGUGUGAAGAUGGAGAAAACUUGCAGGACAAUUUGAAUAAAUCAGAACAAAAGACCACAACUCCUCCCCCUCCACCACCAUGCAAAAAGCCAUCUUUAUUAAGAAAGACCCAGCAGGCAUCUCCUGACAGACUCUCUAGUGGAUUGUGGGAUACAACAAUUUGACUUUUAUAAGUAAUAUGUGUUGAAACAGAUUUGUUCUGCAAAUUGAAAAAAAGGGAUUUAUUUCACUGAUGCACAAAGGAAAGACUUCAUAGGCAACACACAGUGGGACUUCAAAAAAUGGAGCACAGUACGCUAGACCUACUUAUUGGGUAAAUCUCUAGACUGAGCAUGUGUAUCAAAAUGCAAGGUACUUCAUCACCCAGUAUAGCACAAAGAAUUAAUGCUGGGUUAAGUACACCACAAGAGGUGCAGGCUAAUGAGCAGAAACCUUCAUGAAAUCGUAUUACUGUCCAAUGGGCAGUCCAGGUAUACAACAGAUUUAAAUAGGAGGUCUCUUAGCCUAAUGUUUAUUAUAACUUAAUGAAUGCUUAUAAAUAUAUAUUAUAUGUAUAUACAUAUAUUCUUCUUUUUAGAUGUAUGUGUUUUACUGAGACUGAAAAUAUAAUAGUUACAUGUUUAAUAUGGGAAUUUUUUUAUCUGUUUUCAACUGGUGCUGCUAUUCAAGCUACUAUUUGCAGGUUUCUUAUACUGGUAUUACACAGAUUGUUCAUAGGGUACCUAUAUUUGACCUCAUCACUGUUGUGACAUUUUAGCUAAAGUCAGGCCAUAUUUCCAGCAUCAGGGUUUGGAUUACUCUAAAAAUGUUUUACAGACAUUUUGUAUUUAUUAAUGACAGAAUAUUUACUGAAACUUUUGCCAUAUCUCUCAUUAAAGGGGUAUAUCAUUCAUCUGUUAA
Protopterus annectens (West African lungfish) is the source of this 6902-nucleotide messenger RNA. It is a transcript of the gene MYO16, whose product is annotated as myosin XVI. Gene Ontology annotation, cellular component: nucleoplasm; perinuclear region of cytoplasm; myosin complex. Bases 401 to 6166 code for a protein of 1921 amino acids. NCBI's taxonomy places the organism in Eukaryota, Metazoa, Chordata, Ceratodontiformes, Protopteridae. Gene Ontology annotation, biological process: negative regulation of G1/S transition of mitotic cell cycle; neuron projection morphogenesis; phosphatidylinositol 3-kinase/protein kinase B signal transduction. The transcript has 35 exons. Gene Ontology annotation, molecular function: ATP binding; cytoskeletal motor activity; protein phosphatase binding. The record is from RefSeq and is a predicted model, not a curated record.